Bathycoccus prasinos is the source of this 1569-nucleotide messenger RNA. RefSeq lists its product with no specific name. The coding region runs from base 1 to 1569 and encodes 522 amino acids. Gene Ontology annotation, cellular component: COG complex. NCBI's taxonomy places the organism in Eukaryota, Viridiplantae, Chlorophyta, Mamiellophyceae, Mamiellales, Bathycoccaceae. Gene Ontology annotation, biological process: intra-Golgi vesicle-mediated transport. The transcript is spliced from 2 exons. The record is from RefSeq and is a predicted model, not a curated record.
AUGGACGACGACACCACCACCAAGGACGACCAGUACUUGACGGACGUGUUGUCCUAUUCCGUCGAUCGCUUGGCCAAGGAACCGGAACGUUUGCGCCAGGAACUGUUACGCACGGAAAAGAAGCAAAAAGAUGCGGCGAUAAAACAGUACCGAGCGUUUAUCGCCGCGCAUUCCGCGUACGACGUGGUCCGGGAUCGAGUGGAGAAAGCGAGGGCGGAUUUAUCCUCGGUCGCGGACGCGUUACCGGAGCUGAAGAAAUCGUGCAGAGACUUUGCGAACCGAGCGGAAAGCGUGGCGAGAGCGAGAGCGGUGAAUCAACAGCUUUUAAAUCGCGUACCCGGGGACAUAUCGGAUAUUUUAGAGAUUCCGCAAACGCAAGAGCAAUGCGGGAGGAACGGCGCGUACGACGAGGCGUUGGAUUUAGAGCUGUACGCGGAACGGUUGAGAGCGAGUUUACCGGACGUUCCGGUGAUUGAUGAUUUGCGAGAAAGCGCGAGGAUGACGAAUAAGAAGAUGUUGAAGAAGUUAUUGGUGAGGUUGCAAGAACCGAUUCAGUUGCCGGAAUGUUUGAGGAUCGUGGGACACGUGCGAAGGUCGAGGUACUUUGAGAGCGAAACCGCGCUGAGGAGAGCGUUUUUGGCGAGGAGAGAAGUGUUCGUGAGAAACGCGUGCGAGGAGGUGAGGAGAUGGUUGGCGCCGUACGAUCGAGCGAAGAAGUUGACGGACGUGCACAGAGUGCACGUGUUUGACGUGGUGACGCAGUAUCGCGCCAUCUUUAGCGACGGCGAUAGCAGCAGCGCGACGGAAGGAGCAUCAUCAGCAACAACAACAACAACGAGUAAUAGUAAUAGCGACGUAACCGCGGACGAGUCGGCGAUUUUGCUCUCCGCGUGGUCCUCGCAAAGAGCGGAAUCGUAUAAGAACGCUUUAGACGAAUCGUUACAAAGGGUCGACGAAGGCGGCGCGUUGGCGUCUGUUUUUGAACACUGCGAGUACUGCGGGAAUUCCUUAGCUCGAGUUGGCGUGGAAACGAGACCUUUACUGAGAGAAGUGUUUGAAAAGCACGCCUUGCGAAUAUUCGAGGACGCGUUAGUUGCCGCUUCGGAAGCGUUCGAGAAGUCCUUGAGCACGCACCGCUGGACGACGUAUUUAGCCGGAGGAGAAACGACAACAGAGAACGACGACGGAAAUAAUAAUAAAGAUGCGAACAGUGAAUACUCUCCGCCGCAAUCUCUCUUAGAACACGCCCCAGUUGCGGCUUUCGUCAACGGCAUCGUCGCGGCGUUUAACGAAGUUCGUUUGUUAACUCCCAAAUUAAGACGCUGUAAGAAACCGUUUGCGAAGAGUUUGCGAAAAACAUUCGAAAGCGGUCAAAAGAGUUUGAAGAACAGAGAAAAGAACGAGUUAACAUCGAGCACGGAGAAGAAGAAAGAAGCGUUCAAGGAUGCGGUCAGAGCGUACGAGAAAGUCGCGGCACCGUACGCCUCGAAAUGUUUCGCGAGACUCUUCUUCGGCGGUUUUGAAAGCGCGAAGGCCGCAGAGGAUGUUGGUUUGGUCGUUUUGUUAUAA